GUGGUGGUCGUCCUGCCGCUCUUCCAGAUCUGGCAGUAUCCGGAGAUUGACGAUUCCAUGGGCACGUGGGCCGAGCUCUUGAACCGCGAUGCCAAUCAGUAUCGACAGGCCUACCUGGCAAACAAUGUGACGGAGAUGCAGUUGACUUCCGCGGCGCUUCAAGCUGAAGUGGUGCGGCUCGGAAACUCCUACGACACGUUCAAGUACGGUCCCUUCCACGUCUGCUACGGAGAUCUCAGUUCAAGCGGAACCUUCUCUUGUGCCUACGAUGUGCUGAGGCUCAACCUCACCAGCAAGUUUUCGAUGCCCGACCGGCGCUCCUCCAUUCGACAGUUCUCCCAGGAGCGGAUCCAAGUCUCGUUCAACCUCGUGGCGCCCAAACAGGAGGAGAGUGCAGCGGGAAUGGGCUUGCUGUGUUUCGUGGUCGUGGUGAUGUGCGUCUUCGGCCUUCUUAUGAGCCAGAGCAUCAGCCAAGUUGCGUUGCUGCCGCUGGAGCGCAUGCUGUCGGUUGUGCGGCAGAGAUGUCAGCAGAUCUUCAAGUACACUACCGACCUCAAGGACGAGGAUGAGUCGGAAGACGAAGACGAAGACGAAUACCAGGAUGUGGAGCACAGCAGUGAGUUCAUGCUCCUAGAGAAAGUCGUGAAGAAACUGGCCGCCAUCGCUCACCUGUCCUCUGCGACCGGGGAGCCGGAAGUCAAGGAGAACAUGACAGAGAACGAGAUCAUGACUCUCAAUUGGCUGCAGGGAGCCAGCAUCGCCAAUGGAAGGAGAGCCAUGGGCGACGAAGAAGACCGAAGCCAGAUGCUUGCGGUGCAGACGCCACGCGGGAAGGAUCUUUCCACGUACACGGCGAAGAUCCCCAUGGGCACCCUCGAGGAGCUCAAUGGACCGGACUUCAACGCGCUGGAUCAGACGUCGGAAAUGAAGAUUGCCAUCGCCACAUACGUGACCUGGGUCCAUGACGGCUGCGCCAAUUGGGUGCGCGAGCACGUGCAAGAGGCGACGAUCUUCAAGUUCAUGUCAGCUGCGGAGGCCAAGUAUCCCUCGGAGAACCCCUUCCACAACUAUUCGCACGGCUUGGACGUCCUCUAUGCAGUCUCGCGCUUCUGCAGGCUGACGAACCUGGAGGCGGUCCUCUCGGAGACAUCGCAGUUUUGGCUGCUCAUUGCCUCCAUCGGCCACGACUUGGGACAUCUGGGUGUAAACAACCAGUUCCUUGUCGAGACCAACCACGAGGUUGCUGUCAAGUACAACGAUCGGUCUCCCCUGGAGAACAUGCACUGCGCGACGCUCUUCCAGGUCGUGAACUCCAGUGCCGAGACAAACGUCUUCGCCAACGUGGACAAGGAGACCUACAAGGACAUGCGCCGGGGUAUCAUCGCAGCUAUCCUCCACACGGAUAUGGUCAAGCACAACGAGAUGAUCAAGGAGCUGUCCUUGCUCUAUCAGAUGAACUCCGAUGCGUUGGAUGCGCUCAAACCGGACGGUGUGGUCCACAGCUCGUCAAGCACCCUGCAGACCAUCCUGAACGCCCUCCUGCACUGCGCAGAUAUCGGGAAUCCCAUGAAGCCAUGGGACAUCUGUUACCAGCUGGCCCAUCUUUGCUUGGAUGAGUUUUUCGCCCAGGGUGACAUGGAGAAAGAGAAAGGCAUCCCCGUCCAGAUGCUCAAUGACAGAGACAAAGUGAACCGGCCGAAUUCACAGGUGGGAUUCAUCGAGUUCGUUAUCGCUCCAAUGGCUGAGUCCAUGAGCAACAUCUUCCCCCAGCUCGACCAGCUCGCCCAUAAUCUGAGCUUCAACGUGCAGACAUGGCUGCAGAUGUGGAUCGAUGAGGCGGCGCCUCCGGAGGAGCAAGCCUCGAAGGUCUCGGAGCGCGUGAAGCGGGUUGUGGCGAGGUGCAAGGCAAGCACGCGCGAAGAGCGGGGAAUUCCGGAAUAG
This is a messenger RNA of Symbiodinium sp. CCMP2456, 1941 nucleotides long. The record is from the annotation of a GenBank genome assembly. NCBI's taxonomy places the organism in Eukaryota, Dinophyceae, Suessiales, Symbiodiniaceae.